Molecule: messenger RNA, 531 nt
Organism: Drosophila rhopaloa
Lineage: Eukaryota; Metazoa; Arthropoda; Insecta; Diptera; Drosophilidae
Product: cuticle protein 16.5-like
Exons: 1
Coding region: 59-367 (102 amino acids)
Source: RefSeq, a predicted model, not a curated record
UAAUUUGACAACAGCAUCAGUUACUGACAAACCAACAAACCCAAACAACCAAAUCAACAUGAAGUUCCUCAUUUGCUUGGCUCUCUGCAUUGCCGCCGCCCAGGCUGGUUACCUCGCCUCUCCAGUGGCCACCUAUGCCGCUGCUCCAGCCUAUGCCGCCACCUACUCCGCCGCUGCUCCUUUGGCCUACUCCGCUCCAGUGGCCACCUAUGCCGCUCCCGCCUACUCCACCUACUCUUCCUCGGUGUACAGAUCCCCGGUUUACACCGCUCCGGUGACCACCUAUGCCGCAGGACCCGCGUUCGCCGCCCCCAUCACCACCUACGCUGCUCCAUCUGUGGUCAGCUCUUUCCUGAAGAGGAAGUGAGCCGGACUUGACACCUUUAAUUGAUCCGACCAAACGAUUUGAUAAUUCUUUUGAAUAAAAUAUAAUAACGAAAAAAAGUAUUCGUAACAUUUCGAGGCGGAUUUGGAUGCACUACCCCCACCAGUUAAUUAAUAAUAAUUAUUGCUCGUCGCUACAUUUCUUAA